Molecule: messenger RNA, 1665 nt
Organism: Nematocida parisii ERTm1
Lineage: Eukaryota; Fungi; Microsporidia
Product: atypical/RIO/RIO1 protein kinase
Exons: 1
Coding region: 1-1665 (554 amino acids)
Molecular function (GO): ATP binding; protein serine/threonine kinase activity
Source: RefSeq, a predicted model, not a curated record
AUGGAAGAGUACAGAGAAUCGCACAAGACAGAGAAAAGAAAGAAAGACACUGACGAUAGGAAGACAGUGACAACAGUACUGGACAAAAAAACACUAGAAAUUCUGGGGAAGUUGCAGAGGCAAGGCCUAAUAAUAAAGAUGCAUGGGGCAGUUAGUGUGGGGAAGGAAGCAAGCAUAUACCUCGCAACGGCUUCACCAAACAUAUGGAGUAAGCUUUGUAAAAAGCAGGAAGUAUCUGACGACCGCCCAAUAAUAGUGGCAAUAAAGAUAUACAAAACAUCUGCAAUGGUUUUUAAGGACAGGGAGCGGUAUGUAGUUGGGGAGAGAAGAUUUAAGCAGUAUCCAAGAAGGAAUUCAAGAAAACUAGUAAAGCUGUGGGCAGAGAAAGAGGUAAGAAAUCUUAAUAGGCUACAGAAGGCCGGAAUACCAUCGCCCAGACCACUUUUUCUACGAAGAAAUAUUCUUAUUAUGACAAUGAUUGGAGACUGCACGCAGAUAGACUCAAAGAAAGAGGAAUCUUCUGGGGAUAAUUAUACUACUCAGAAAUUGGCAUGUGCAGAGGAAGAAAACAAAGAAUUUAGUGUGGAUGUAGAGGACAGUGGCGAUGAUACAUCCGCCAGCACAAUGAGCGAAGAAACAGAAAGCAUAAGUUUUACUAGUGAUGAAGACGAGUGCUUCUCUUCAACCACAGAUAAUAACACAAGUGGGAAUGAGCUGGAUAACAUAAGCAUAACACUAAGUGAUGCAAGUGAUGAAGACAUGGACAGUGCGUAUACAGACCAUAUUUUAGAAGUGGAGGAAGAGAGUUUGCUAGAUGUAGAGUAUCCCGCGGAUAUAAUACCAGGCGUAGAUACAGUCCCGAGUGUAGAAGAAUCUCCAGAAAUAUCUGAGAAGAGUGCUGGGGGCAGUAUUGGGUGUGGUGAAGUUUCGCUACUAAAAGAACCAUCAACAGCUCAAGAGGCCUCUAGUAAGUUGGCAGACAUAAUAAGUAAAGAAGAGUAUUCCAAGAAUGAAUCUAAGCAUAAACCAAAAGAUAAAAAGGAUAAAGAGCCCAUAUAUGUUGAAGAGCGGUGCAGAAGAAUAGGAGGAAUAGCUCCAAAUUUGAAAAGUGCUGGAUUAAAAGGAGAGCAGCUGCAGGACGCAUAUAAUCAAGUUGAUUCAUUGAUUAAGCAGUUAUAUAAUGAGAGCGGGCUUGUGCAUGCCGAUCUGUCUGAGUACAAUAUGCUUUAUUGGGAAGGAGUCGUUUAUAUUAUUGAUGUAAGUCAGAGUGUUGAAAGGCACCAUCCAAAUGCCAAUGAGUUCCUUAGAAUGGACAUUUCCAACGUAAACAAAUACUUCUCCCGGCUGGGUGCUCAAGUAAAGAGCGAUAAUGAAUUAUUUAGAGAAAUCGUUGGGGAUGAGAGUAUCUUGAAAACUCCUAAGAUAUAUUCAGACGAAGAAGAGAGUAAAGACACAUUGGAUACAGAUGCAAUGCAGAGCACAGAUGCUGCUGACUCUAUUAGAAAGAAAAAAGAACAUGUUUUGCUAACAAAAGAAGAGAAGAAGAUCCAAAAGAAGCAGGUAAAAGAGGAGAACAGAAAGAAGAGAGAAAACAAAAUUUCCAAGAAAGAUAAAAAGAUGCUAAGUAGAAAGAUAAGAAUACGAAAAGAAGGAAAGAAUAAAUAA